CAAUAAAAUAUAAAUAAAUAAACAAAAUAGAAGAAUCUGGUGAAGUUCCUUCAAGUAAACGCAUUUAAAUUUGUUUUAUUUUUUAUGGUUUAUUGGUUUAAGUUAGGAUAGAGAUUCGAUUCAAGUACUUUGAAGCUAAGGAUAAGCACCUUCUCAUACAACACUGUCCACUCUCCAAAGUAACCUCAUUUUUUUUCCUUGAAAAAAAAAAACGAUUUUCCUAGAGAAUUUUAUCUUUAAACAAGCUGAUAGAUGAUGAAUAUUGAUCAAGAAGCAGGUAGUAUCGUUAGAGAAAUCAAACCAAAAAGCAGACGAAUCAUGGGAGGAGGAGGACCAGAAGAUGAUUACGAUGAAGAUAUGAAGUGGCCGCCAUGGCUGAUUCCACUGCUUCGAACAAGAUUUUUUGGUCAGUGCAAGCUCCACGCAGAUGCUCACAAGAGUGAAUGCAAUAUGUAUUGCUUGGAUUGCAUGAACGGUGCUCUUUGUUCCCUUUGCCUUGCUUAUCACAAAGACCAUGCAGUUAUUCAGAUAAGGAGAUCAUCUUACCAUGAUGUGAUAAGAGUGUCGGAGAUUCAGAAACUGAUAGAUAUUUCAGGGAUUCAGACAUACAUAAUAAACAGUGCUCGGAUAGUGUUCUUGAACGAAAGACCACAGCCUAGGCUUGGCAAAGGCGUCACCAAUACCUGCCAAGUCUGCCACCGCAGCCUCCUUGAUUCCUUCACCUUCUGUUCUCUCGGUUGCAAGUUUCAGGUAUUUGGAACAUCCAGGAAGAGGAAGAAAAUGUACAAAGCAGCAGACGAGUCGGAGGGGGAGUCGGUGAAUAUAACAAGUGUUAGCAGUGGGAGUUCAAAUUGCAACGAACAACAACAAAUCAGCUUUACUCCGUCAACAACUCAUCCGAAGGCCAGGCCUGCCAUGAGGAGGAAGGGGGUACCUCAUCGAGCUCCAAUGGGAGAUAUAAUUAUUGGAUACUAAUAUAUUAUAACAAAAGUUAUUAUACUAUUUCUUUUUUUGUUUUUCUUUUAAAUUUUAAUCUACUGAUAUAGGAAACAAUCUCCGUAUUUGAUA
Hibiscus syriacus is the source of this 1068-nucleotide messenger RNA. RefSeq lists its product as uncharacterized. The record is from RefSeq and is a predicted model, not a curated record. The transcript is spliced from 4 exons. Bases 253 to 975 code for a protein of 240 amino acids. Lineage: Eukaryota; Viridiplantae; Streptophyta; Magnoliopsida; Malvales; Malvaceae.